Molecule: messenger RNA, 1146 nt
Organism: Clonostachys rhizophaga
Lineage: Eukaryota; Fungi; Ascomycota; Sordariomycetes; Hypocreales; Bionectriaceae
Source: the annotation of a GenBank genome assembly
AUGAAACCAUCGACCUUUUCGAUUUUAGCGGGAAUUGUCAGCAUCACGACAACUGCCAACGGAGCUCGAAGUGAUGCGGAGGGCGUUUGGAAUGAGGCACAGCUAAGCUAUGAAAAGUUCACUGAAGAGUUCCUCGCCAACGCCACUACUUCAAAUGGUUCUUGCAACAAAGAAAAUGUCCGCUCGCGCCAGCGGUGGGACGACUUGUCAACAGAUGCACGGCUCGAGUACAUACGUGCGGUAAAAUGCUUAUACUCACUCCCAUCCACAACGGAUCCUCUUGUUGCACCCGGCGCUAAGACUCGCGUCGACGAUUUUGUCUACACUCACAUCAACCAGACAAAUUUCGUACACGGUUCCGGAAUCUUCCUCCCCUGGCAUAGAGAGUUCAUGUGGCUCUAUGAAAGUGCGCUCUAUGAUGAGUGCGGCUUCAAGGGAACUGGUGUGCCUUACUGGGACUGGUUCCUUCACACGGACGACCAAGCUAGUUCGCCAGUCUUUGACUCAGGACCAGCAGGAUUUGGCGGCAACGGCCUCUACAUCCCACACGAAGCAAGCAACGACACUCUAGUUGAUGUGCCCGGACCCGUCUGGGUGGACCGAGAUGCUGGCACUGGUGGUGGCUGUGUCGUCGAUGGCGCUUUUGCCAAUCUCACACUCACCCUUGGUCCUGUCGUUCCGGCAGAUACCCCUGCGGAUGAUCCAUAUGGUCUCAAAGGCAAUCCACGAUGCCUGAAGCGCGACUUCCUGCAGCCUCAAAGCUCGGCUCACCUGACAUUCCAACAGGCGGCCGAUCUGCUUGAAACGACCACCUACGCCGAGUUCCGUGCCGCCAUUGAUCAAGAUGAGAUGCAUCCGGCAUCGCAUAAGUUUCUCGGCGCCGACGGCUACGACUGGUAUUCUUCACCCAAUGACCCGGUUUUCUUCCUCCUACAUAGCCAAGUUGACAGAAUUUGGAGUAUCUGGCAAACCCAAGAGUAUCAUACACGCACAAACCAGGUUGGAGGCACCGUGACCUUCCGCAAUACCCCACCCUCUGCGAACGCUACACUUGAUACUGUGCUAAGAAUGCUGACUGCCGGGCCCGAUGUUUUGUUUGGAGAAACUGUCUCUCCGCUUGAGAAUUACUGCUAUAGAUAUGUUUAA